Cherax quadricarinatus is the source of this 6201-nucleotide messenger RNA. Lineage: Eukaryota; Metazoa; Arthropoda; Malacostraca; Decapoda; Parastacidae. The record is from RefSeq and is a predicted model, not a curated record.
CCUCCCACACGUCCCACCGACGUCCCACCGUCGCUACCAAGUACCAAAUAGUCUUUCUCAGUCUAUAGUAACCUUAGUGUGCGUCAGACUCUUGAAGAGGGAGGAGUAUACCCGGUAUCCUCUCUAUAUAUACUCAUCCGUCACUCCUGGGAGGGAUAUACGUCUUAGUACGUUCUCUUGUGUAUAACGAUACGUAACUCCCACUAACUAGUUAUACAAGGAAAUAAAGCGUGUGGAAGUUAGUGAGGAUCCCAUGGUAGUGAGGAUCCCGUACUACUGAGGAUCCCGUGGAAGUGAGGAUCCCGUGGUAGUGAGGAUCCCGUGAUACUGAGGAUCCCGUGGUACUGAGGAUCCCGUGGUACUGAGGAUCCCGUGGUAGUGAGGAACCCGUGGUAGUGAGGAUCCCGUGGUACUGAGGAUCCCGUGGUACUGAGGAUCCCGUGGUAGUGAGGAUCCCGUGGAAGUUGCUGAGGAUCCCUUGGAAGUUGCUGAGGAUCCCGUGGAAGUUACUGAGGAUCCCGUGGAAGUUAUUGAGGAUCCCGUGGAUGUUCGUGAGGAUCCCGUGGUAGUGAGGAUCCCGUGGAAGUUAAGCCAUGUACACAAUACAGCUCCUGGUCCUCCUGACAGUCACCAUCGCCCAAGAAGAUGGGCCGCCGGUGAUUAAGGAGCAUCCUAGCAAUGUAGUUGCUCGUCGCAAUGAUCCAGUCACACUCAACUGCGCAGCUUCAGGUGCCACCAGCAUCAGAUGGUUCCGUGACGGCAAGGAGGUCAUUACAUCUACACAAGACCCUCGCUCUCACCGAGUCCUUCUGCCUGCUGGUUCACUCUUUUUCCUUCGUGUCACGUCCACCAGGAAGGACAGUGAUACUGGCACAUAUUGGUGUGUGGCUUCCAAUAAUUAUGGCGCUACACGCUCCCACAAUGCCACCCUGACUGUGGCAAUGCUUGCAUAUGAAUUCCAAAGCCAGGCAGAACCUGUGAUGAAGGCCCGCAUUGGGGACUCUGUCUGCUUACAUUGCCAGCCACCAUUGGGCACUCCUUCACCAGAGCUGACCUGGUUGAAGGAUGGCCGCCAGAUGAGUAACUCCAGCCGCAUUAGUAUCACCCAGACAGGAGAGUUAGUCAUCAACCAGGCCAUCCAGGAAGACUCAGCGACCUACACUUGUCGUGCCCGUAAUGCUGCUGGAACAAGAGAAUCUUCACCGACCCAACUAAUUAUCAUGAUUCCACCCCGAUUUGAGGAGAGACCAGCCAACGUUACAAGUCCAUCAGGAGUGGUAGUGGAGCUGAAGUGUAGAGCUCAAGCAUCUCCCGCUCCUACAGUGACUUGGCGCAGGUUAGAUGGGAAGAUGCCACUGGGACGUGUCAGGAUAGAGGAACAGCAUCAACGCUUGGUGUUGGAACAUGUGACAGUAGAUGAAUCUGGCAUUUAUGUGUGUGAGGUGGAGAAUGAAGCAGGUAUCGCCAUAGCACAGGCCACUGUCAAAAUAGUCGACGCCCCUGAUUUGGCAGAUUCACUGCAGAACUUUCAGGUUAUGGUUGGAGACGACGUAAUGAUUUCGUGUAAUGUAAAGGGUGAGCCUCAACCCCUGGUACUCUGGCGCCUCCCCACGUUAGAUAGAACAGCUCUUCUAACUCUAGGCCAGACCAAGGGCCAUUCUUCUGUGUCUGAUGAUGGUCGCUUUCUGAUGCUAAAGAAUGUAGCUAAAGAGGACAGUGGCACAUACUACUGCUGGGGUGUGAGUAGUGGCGGGGGUGUAAAAGGACAGGCAGAAGUGAUAGUUGUGUCAGCACUUCCACCACCAGUAAUAGGCAUCGAACCCAAAGAUCUUACAGUUGCCCCAGGAGAUAUUGCUUCUUUCCCUUGCGAGGUAGUGAGCGAGGCAGCUGAAGCCACCAUCUCCUGGUGGUACAGUCCAGCUGUUCACCUUCGUCCCCGUCAACUCUCCAAAGACUCUGUUGAUUCUAGAAUGUCGCUUCCAGACAAUGGUGCUCUCAUCCUCAAGAAUGUGAAUCUAGAUGAUGCAGGCAUAUAUACCUGCCGUGCAACUGCAGUUACUGGCACUGUGGAGCAGGCAGCAGUACUCAGAGUAGAGCAUUAUGCUAAAUCAACUGAACCCUUAUUGCUGCCAGCACCUCCCUCCAAGCCACGUCUUAUAGCAAUAAACCAAACAUCUGUGCAAUUGAGCUGGCUUCCCAACUCUCAAGUGAGUGUAGAGUCAGGUCAGCGGUACACCGUGGAGUACUGGAGACAGGGUUGGGAUGAAUGGCGGGUGGCUGAUGCUGCUAUGAUGCCUGAGUCGUGUAUUGUAAGUCACCUCACACCAGGACACACCUACACCUUCCUGGUUCGUGCUGUCAACAGUAAAGGGGCGUCAUUCCCGAGCCCCUGGUCAGACCCAGUGACCACCAACCUUCCUCGUGACCCCAACCUCACAGUAGAACAGGUGCGCCAGGCUCGUCGACGCCUCUCUCGCCCCAUCGUCACUCUCAUCAAUGCUACCAUCACUGCCCCAGAGAGUGUGCUACUCAACUAUGAAUUCCUGACCACAGCGGAUGAGUCUGUGGAAGGCGUGUUGGUGUACUCAGUGGCAAAAGUGGGUACAGUGCAAGUAGCUACUGUCCUGGGAACCUCAUCUACUUCCCACCUCUUGCAUCAUCUGCAUCCCAAUACUCCCUACACCUUCUUUAUCGUCCCUUUCUGGCACAGUAUCGAGGGAACUCCCAGCAACUCUCACUCACUUAUCACGCCAGAAGAUGUACCUGUGUCUGCUCCUGGUGAGGUGCAUGUGACAGUACACGAGGAGGAAUCUGCACUAAUUAGGUGGUCGAGUAUAAGCGUCGAUGAAACUCGAGGAAAUCUGCAGGGCUAUCAGGUGAUAAUAAGUUAUAAUGGUAGCCAGACCACAGAGACGGUCGUGAGUCCCUGGUUGGAGGCUCGUGGCCUCCUGCCUGGUCGUCUGUACACUGUGCGUGUAGCGGCCCUCACGGGGGCAGGUCUUGGGCCCUUUAGUGAUCCCUUUUUGCUGGAUAUAAGACACAGUGACACCCACAACAUUCAGAGAGUCAACACAGUCCUUGAUAAUGGUGAUUCUGUAAUGUAUGCACCACCGCAGCCAGUUUGGCUAGUGUACCUCUUGAUACCUCUAGUACUCUUGGUGUUCCUGGUUACUUUGCUGUAUGUCAAACGACUACACCAAAAAUCACCGUCUUCCAGCCCACCUAACACUGCUACCCUUUAUCAGGACCGAUCCUGCUACCCAGACCACCACUCGGUCAACAUGUACAGUGAGCAAAAACUGUGGCGACCUUCGGAAAGUGACAAGGAUCCUAGUUUAUCUUCAGCACGGCUCCUGCACACAGAUCAACUGGUAAAUGAAUAUGCAGAGCCACGGGUUCAGGGGCUUAAUGAUGCAGCAGAGCCUUACGCCACCACUGCAUUGCUGGCACCCCCAUCACUCUGUGAUUCUUGGCAGCAUCACAGUAGUGAAUCUGUCAUGCAGGUCAACUGGGCUGCAUUCCUACCUCCUCCACCCACCUGUCCACCACCACUUGACUUAGGAGACACUGCUGGUGGCAGUGCUCAGCAGGAGACCCACAUGGCAGCCUCUGGUUCGCAGUAUGACAACACGAGUAGAUCAGAGCAGUAUGAGCGACCAUGUGAUGCUACUUCGGAUAUCACCGACGAUGUGUAUUCACACGUGACACCUGCUGAUUGUCGAAAUGGGUUCCUUGCUUUCAAUACCUUACAGGACCGCAGCUGUCAGAAAGUACGAGCUGACUGCCACCCUUCACCUCUUACAGACGCACCAAGCAGCAACACCCACUAGCACUCUUGUCUACUGUGUCAACUGAAUCUUACACAUUACCACUAGCAUAUACCAGUGUGGUCUCGACUAGCAGGCCCACCACUCAGGGACACGAAUCUGUAAUUACGCAAAAUUAAAACUGGUAGUUACAUGUCGAAUCUUUUGGCUUAUUCUAGAGAUCAGUUGGAUAGUAAAUCUCCCUCAACACUUAAUUCAGUUAGAUUCAUUGUGCCACAAAAUGGCUGCUAGGAUGUCCUUGAUCCUAUUGUUGCAGAGUUCAGAAUAUAAUGGCGAAGAUGUUGGACUAGUAACUUAUGGUGCCAUGGUAUUUUCAUUGUAUAUAUUGCAAAUGAUAGUGUCUUGCACAGCCUCCACUCAGAUCACAGGUCCUGUGAUGCUACACUGAAGCUUCACUUAUGUUCACACAGACACUUCUUAUUAACAUGUUGACAACAUAACAGUAACAGUCUCCAGCACAACCAGUGUAAUGGUGCAUUUACAAGCUGCACAACCAGUGUAAUGGUGCAUUUACUAGCUGCACAACCAGUGUAAUGGUGCAUUUACAAGCUGCACAACCAGUGUAAUGGUGCAUUUACAAGCUGCACAACCAGUGUAAUGGUGCACUUACAUGCUGCACAACCAGUGUAAUGGUGCAUUUACAAGCUGCACAACCAGUGUAAUGGUGCAUUUACUAGCUGCACAACCAGUGUAAUGGUGCAUUUACAAGCUGCACAACCAGUGUAAUGGUGCAUUUACAAGCUGCACAACCAGUGUAAUGGUGCACUUACAUGCUGCACAACCAGUGUAAUGGUGCAUUUACAAGCUGCACAACCAGUGUAAUGGUGCAUUUACUAGCUGCACAACCAGUGUAAUGGUGCAUUUACAAGCUGCACAACCAGUGUAAUGGUGCAUUUACAAGCUGCACAACCAGUGUAAUGGUGCAUUUACAAGCUGCACAACCAGUGUAAUGGUGCACUUACAUGGUGCACAACCAGUGUAAUGGUGCAUUUACAAGCUGCACAACCAGUGUAAUGGUGCACUUACAUGGUGCACAACCAGUGUAAUGGUGCACUUACAUGGUGCACAACCAGUGUAAUGGUGCGUUUACAAGCUGCACAACCAGUGUAAUGGUGCACUUACAUGGUGCACAACCAGUGUAAUGGUGCACUUACAUGGUGCACAACCAGUGUAAUGGUGCACUUACAUGGUGCACAACCAGUGUAAUGGUGCAUUUACAAGCUGCACAACCAGUGUAAUGGUGCACUUACAUGGUGCACAACCAGUGUAAUGGUGCACUUACAUGGUGCACAACCAGUGUAAUGGUGCACUUACAUGGUGCACAACCAGUGUAAUGGUGCACUUACAUGGUGCACAACCAGUGUAAUGGUGCACUUUCCAGCCUAGAAAGCGACAUAGUGGAGGUAGGAACCAUACAUGGUUUUAAGACGAGGUAUGGUAAAGCUCAUGAAGCAGGGAUAGAGAGGACCUAAUAGCAUUCAGUGAAGAGGCGGGGCCACGAGCUACGACUCGACUCCUGCAACCACAAAUAGGUGAGUACGCACACACACAGCAAGACUAGUCCCUGAGCUAAGAGGUAUGUCCUACGAGGAGAGGUGAAGGGAAAUCGACCUGACGACACUGGAGGACAGGAGAGAUAGGGGGGAUUUGAUAACGACAUAUAAAAUACUGAGAGGAAUCGACAUGGGGACACAGCAACAAGGGGACACAGUUGGAGUUCAAGAGUUAGAUGAAUCACAGGGAUGUUAGGAAGUAUUUCUUCAGUCACAGAGUUGUUAGGAAGUGGAAUAAUCUGGGAAGUGAUGUAGUGGAAGCAGGAUCCAUACAUAGCUUUAAGAAGAGGUAUGAUAAAGCUCAUGGAGCGGGAAGAGUGACCUAGUAGUGGCCAGUGAAGAGGCGGGGCCAGGAGCUGUGACUCGGCCCCUGCAACUACAACUAGGUGAGUACACACACACACACACACACACACACCACAAAUUUAAUAAAACUUGCUUUAAAUAUUUCUUAUACUGGUAAAGAACCUUGUGUAAAGAAACACAUGAUGUCAGGGUCGCCAUGACAGCUGCUACACACACAGGCCACCAAUCAUUUGUGAUCGCAGUGGUGGCCUAUGCUAACCUUCCUAUGGUGUAGAAAUAUAUCUAGUUGUGUGAAUCUUAUUGUAGCCAGCUGGUCCAUUGGCUAACACGACGGUCUGGAGUUUUACGACUCUCUGACCGCGGGUUCUAACCCCACCCGUGAUAUGGAUUGUUUACACUGGUGUCAUUACGACUUCGUGAGUCACCAGUCAAAAUAUACAACAAGAGCCAUCAUCUUCAGUGAUAUAGAUCACUGUUGUGCCAAACAGUAGAAGCUUCGUCGUAUAUCUGACACA